Dentiscutata erythropus is the source of this 183-nucleotide messenger RNA. The record is from the annotation of a GenBank genome assembly. Lineage: Eukaryota; Fungi; Glomeromycota; Glomeromycetes; Diversisporales; Gigasporaceae.
GUAGAAACUUGCAAAAUGUAGCUGAAAUCAGAGCUGCAGCAAAAAAAUAUUUUGAAGCACCGUAUUAUCCCUUACGGAUGUGUAGUUGGUGUGGCACUAUUGGUCAUAAUAGAAAAAGUUGUCCUUUUCAUAAAGCUGAAGGAGAUAGGAUAGAUAAUGAUCAUAAAAGAGCAUUAAUAGAGG